Messenger RNA from Lethenteron reissneri (Far Eastern brook lamprey), 4068 nucleotides. RefSeq names its product ephrin type-A receptor 4-like. Gene Ontology annotation, cellular component: plasma membrane; dendrite. The record is from RefSeq and is a predicted model, not a curated record. Gene Ontology annotation, biological process: protein phosphorylation; axon guidance; ephrin receptor signaling pathway. NCBI's taxonomy places the organism in Eukaryota, Metazoa, Chordata, Hyperoartia, Petromyzontiformes, Petromyzontidae. Gene Ontology annotation, molecular function: protein binding; transmembrane-ephrin receptor activity; ATP binding.
AUGCUCGACACGGAGACGGCGCAGGGAGACCUCGGCUGGGUCGCCUUCCCUCCUGACGGGGCGCAGUGCGGCCCCGCCGCGCCCCGCCAGGACAAGUGGCUGCGCACCGACUGGGUCCCGCGUGGCGACGCUCUCCGCGUCUUCCUCGAGGUCCGCUUCCGUUACCGUCGCCGCUGCCCCCGGGGCCUCCCGGCCUCCACCACCACCGCCACCACCGCCACCACCGCCGGCACCGGCUGCGUCAGCGACGCGCUGGAAGUUUACUACCGGGAGUCGGACGACGCCGGGGACGUCCCCGCCGGCGUCUUCGCGGACGACGAGCGGCGGCUCUUCUCCAAGGUCGACUCGGUCGGCUGGGACAGGUCGGAGGUCGGGGAGACCACGGCGUCGUGCGACGUGGGGCCCCUCUCCCGGGGCGGCCUCCGCCUGGCGUUCCGCGACACGGGGGCCUGCGCCCGGCUGCUGUCCGUGCGACUCUUCCACAGGCGCUGCCCGGCGCUGGCGCUCGGACUCGCCGUGUUCCCCGACGCGCCGGCCGCCGGCGACGGGCGGUGGGCGCUGUCGGAGGUGGCCGGGGCGUGCGUGGGCCACUCGCUCCGGGCCCAGGGGGAGCCGGGCCCGGCGAUGCUCUGUGACGCUGACGGCGAGUGGGCGAGCCUCAGCGGGAGCUGCGUCUGCCAUGCCGGGUACCAGCAGGCGGGGAAUGCCUGCCGAGCGUGUGAGCAGGGCUGGUACAAGGAGACGGCGGGAGACGGCUCCUGCUCCCCGUGCCCGCCGCACAGCGCGGGGAGCGCUGGCGGGGCCACGUCCUGCGCCUGCCACGACGGGUACUUCAGGCCCAGAGACGAGGCCCAGUCCGUGGCCUGCGCAAAGCCUCCGUCUGCCCCCACGGACGUCACGUGGACGGCGCUCACCCCCACUUCGCUGAUGCUCCGGUGGCGCCCGCCGGCGGCUCCCGGCGGGCGCCCCGACCUCGCCUACUCCGUCGAGUGCCGCCGCCACCACCGCCGCCUCCGGCAGGAGCAGCAGCAGCAGGAGCAGCAGCAGCAGCAGCCGGCGCCAUGCGGGGCGGCCGUGAGGUUCCGGCCUCCGCCGGUGCCGCCGCUGCCCAACGGCUCGUGCUGCUGGGCGGAGGUGAGCGGCCUGCAGGAGAACGCCGCCUACACGCUGGAGGUGCACGCCACCAACGGAGUGUCCAGCCUCAGCGGAGGCCCGUCGCUGUUCGCCGCCGUGAACGUCAGCACCUCCGUGGCGCCCCCGUCCCCCGUGGUGCGUGUCCAGGCGGGGAUCGUCUCGGAAGACUCCGUCCUGGUGACCUGGCUCGAGCCAGAGCAGCCCAACGGCUUCAUUCUGGACUACGAAGUCACGUGCUACGAAGAGGAUGACGAUGAUGACGACGCUGACACUGACGAGGCUGACGACACUGACACUGACGAGGCUGAGUUGAUGCGGCUGCUCUGCAGCGAGCCGCGUGUGACGGUGGGGGGGCUCCGCCGUGCGGCGGGCUACUCGCUGCGGGUUCGCGCUCGCAACGCCGCCGGCUACGGGGACUACAGCCCCACACUCUACUUCCACACGUCUCGCGAACGAUGUAUUUGCUCGCCCCUCCCCCCAGCGAAAUUGACGCAGGAGGUGGUCAUCUGGGCCGCCUCGGUGUCCGCUCUCCUCGCGGGUCUGCUGCUCAUCGCUGCUUCUUUCAUCAUCGUCAAGAAGAGGAGGUGCGGUCACUGCUGGACAAAGUGGGAGUCUCCCCAAGAGACGCGACCUCGCUUCUACAGCGUGCGGGUGAAGAUGCCGGGUUUCAGGCUGUACAUCGACCCACACGACUACGACCUGCCCAGUGACGCUCUCCGCGAGUUCGCCAAGGAAAUCGAUGCUUCGCGAAUCAAACUCGGACAGGUCAUCGGAGCAGGAGAGUUUGGCAAGGUGCGCAUCGGAUACCUGAAGCGUGAGGGCAGCAGCGGAGGGGCAGCGACGGUGAGCGUGGCCGUCAAGACGCUGAAGGGCAGAUCCAACGAGCAGCAGCAGCAAGACUUCCUGUGCGAGGCGAGCGUCAUGGGCCAGUUCGACCAUCGCAACAUCGUCCGCCUGGAGGGCGUCGUCACCAAGAGUAAACCCGUCAUGAUCAUCACCGAAUUCAUGGAAAACCAUUCCUUGGAUGUGUUCCUCAGGAAGAAGAAGGGCCACUUGCUGUUGCCCCAGCUGGUGGGGAUGCUGCGGGACGUGGCGUGCGGCAUGCGGCACCUGUCCCGCGUGGGCUACGUGCACCGGGACCUGGCCGCCCGCAACGUGCUCGUGAGCGGCGAGCUCACGUGCAAGGUGUCCGACUUCGGACUCUCGCGGAUGCUUCUGCCGGACGACCACUCCGACGCGGUGUACACCACCCGGGGGGGGAAGAUCCCCAUCCGCUGGACCGCCCCGGAGGCGAUUUCCCAGCUCAGGUUCACGUCGGCAAGCGACGUGUGGAGCUACGGCGUCGUCAUGUGGGAGGUGAUGACACACGGCGAGCGGCCAUACUGGGACAUGAGCAACCGGGACGUGAUGGAGGCAGUGGAAGGUGGCUGGCGACUGCCACGUCCCAUGGGAUGUCCCAUGUGUCUCCGCCGCCUCAUGCUGAGCUGCUGGCACGCGGAGAGCUCCUGUCGACCCUCGUUCAGCCAGCUCGUCACCACCAUCACCGACGCCCCGCCCAGCACGGCCAGACAGGACUCUACUGCCGUAGGCAACGACCCGUUCGACCCCGUUGACAACCUGCGAAAGCACCGCGCCGAUGCCGAGAGAAUCCAUCCAUGCCUCAUCGACACCCACCUGCGUCCCGAACGCCGACGCCUCACCGACAUGAGCCGCGACAGAGUCAGUGUGCAGCGGCAGCGACGCAUGUGCAACGACAGCCCCUCGCGGCCGGCGGACGGGCGGACGAUGGUGGAUGACCCGGAGCCCGGCGCCGGGGUGCUGGGCAACCCGAUGCCAGGCCUGGGUAUCCGGGACCUCGUCAACUCUUGCAGCGGCGCACGCAGCCACCUGCCCAUCCCACUGGAGGAGCAACUCUGUGUGCAGGUAAUGUGCCGCCCCCAGCGAGGAAAGGUUAGCUUCGUCUUUGACGUGGAUGGCAAUCCUCAGUUCCUGAGCCAGCAGCAGCAACUUCUCAAAAGUGACGUCAUCCCCGGUGGCCGCAUUCCCGGCGGAAGUGACGUCUCCCCCUCCGGAGGUUACGUCAAAGUUUUGCGCGGGAAUGGCGCGUUUCUCGGCGGGAACCCGUCCCAUCCUCCGGCCUGGUACUCCACCCGGCGCUCCCGCUCCCCCCAGCGUGAGCUCGUCGAGGAUGGAGGCAGCGGCAUGGAGGAGAUCGGCCAGCCGGGCAUGGGCCGACUGGAUCGCCCAUCCCGACGUCGGCGGACUCCUGGAGGGCCCCGCAGACCCGUCCUCCGGAAAUGGCGCUCCCGCCUCCGGCUCAGCGUCUCCCUCGACGUCCUUCUCCUGGCCCCUGUCCGUCUAAAUGAUUGUAAUUUGGUGCAGGUCCAGCAUGAGCACCUCCACUACCGCUAUGAGGUGCUGAAGAAGAUUGGGGAAGGAGGUCAAGGCCAGGUGAUCCGGUGCCUUGACCACAUGAGGAACACCCUGGUGGCCGUGAAGAUCUUGGUAUCACCAUUGAGCUCCAAGCGUGAUACAUCUCAGAGAAUGGAGAUCAAGAUGGCUCUGGAACUUCAGGGCGAGGGCAGUGAUGCGGACUACAACGUCGUCAAAGUCCUGAACCAUUUUGACUUCAGAGGACACCACUGCAUUGUCCUGGAGCUGUUGAAGGGCAUACUCAAGUUCCUUUGCCACACCAAGGCCAGGAGCAUCAUCCAUGCGGACAUCAAGCCAAAAAAUGUUCCAAUCAAGGACACCGUGACCGGCACCAUCAGGGUCACGGACUUUGGCACCAGCUUUUUUGUGAAACGUCAACAUCGUGUGGGCAUGAUGUUCUACCCAGUCAAGAGAAGGGUGCCAGGGAGCUUGUCACUUCACGGGGCACUCAAAAACCACGACCCGGAGUUUGUUGAAUUCAUCAGCUCCUGCCUGCGGUAA